This is a messenger RNA of Prunus dulcis (almond), 804 nucleotides long. RefSeq lists its product as uncharacterized. NCBI's taxonomy places the organism in Eukaryota, Viridiplantae, Streptophyta, Magnoliopsida, Rosales, Rosaceae. The record is from RefSeq and is a predicted model, not a curated record. The transcript has a single exon. Bases 1 to 804 code for a protein of 267 amino acids.
AUGGUCUUCUCCUGGAUUGCCAACAUACUUGAUCCCGAAAUCCGCGAUAGUGUAAUUUACUGCACCACAGCCCGAGAAAUUUGUAAAGAUCUUUGUGAACGAUUCUCUCAAAGCAAGAAUCCUCGUAUCUUCCAACUUCAAUGGGAGAUUUCAUCUUUGACACAAGAUCAAUUGUUAGUUGCUGCCUAUUACACCAAGUUGAAAAGCUUAUGGGAUGAACUAGCUUCCUACACCGAUUCUUCUGCCUGCACCUGUGUAGUCCAUGGAAAUUGCAACAAACUCAUGCAUUUCCUUAUAGGAUUAAUUGAGUCUUAUAGUGUUGUUCGUGGCCAAAUUCUCAUGAUGAAUCCCUUACCGUAUGUUCGCCAAGCAUACGCUUCUGUCAACCAAGAAGAGAAGCAACACAUGCUUGGAGCCUUACGAGCCGUUGAAACUUCCGAUGUUGCAACCAUGGCUGUUAGAAUUGGACAAUCGAAUCAAAAUCUGUCCACUAGCCGCGAUGAUCGUCACAUUGAUCGAUCAGACCAAAACCGUUCCCAGACCUCCAACCGUGAUGACCGCCGCGCUGGAUCUUCCAAAAAACAGCCUCAUUGCACUCUCUAUGAUGACGAUUAUCAUCACAUUGAUACCUGUUGGAAGCUUCAUGAGUAUCCAGAAGGUCAUCCACACCACACACUGAAGAAAAAUUGUGAUGGUCCAUCUUCAAAAUUUAUGUUUCGGAAGGCCCAACAAAGGAUGAGAUGCAGUCUGUAUGUCCAGCCUUUUGGAUCUUCAAUUUCAACAAAUGUUGGCUACCAUGAAUGA